Molecule: messenger RNA, 1484 nt
Organism: Pungitius pungitius (ninespine stickleback)
Lineage: Eukaryota; Metazoa; Chordata; Actinopteri; Perciformes; Gasterosteidae
Gene: drg1
Product: developmentally regulated GTP binding protein 1
Exons: 9
Coding region: 168-1268 (366 amino acids)
Biological process (GO): cytoplasmic translation
Cellular component (GO): cytoplasm
Molecular function (GO): GTP binding; GTPase activity
Source: RefSeq, a predicted model, not a curated record
ACAUUCUCGCGAGAUUUCCCGCGAGGCUGCGCCCAGCUGCAAUAGCGUGGUGUGGACCUGUGCAUGCUAAAACUUGUGCAAAGAAACAUCUAACUUUGCUCCUUUCCAUUUCAUAUUUUUUCAACUGUUUUCUGUUACAUCUGUUGUACAGAACACUCGCGGUCAAAAUGAGUAUACUUGCCAAGAUAGCAGAGAUCGAGAGUGAGAUGGCCAGGACGCAGAGGAACAAGGCCACAGCUCACCACUUGGGUCUGCUCAAAGCUCGUCUGGCCAAACUUAGGAGGGAACUCAUCACACCAAAAGGAGGUGCUGGUGCGGCAACAGGAGAAGGUUUUGAUGUUGCAAAAACUGGUGAUGCUCGAAUCGGCUUUGUCGGUUUUCCUUCAGUGGGAAAGUCGACCCUGCUAAGUAACCUUGCAGGUGUUUACUCUGAGGUUGCUGCCUACGAGUUCACCACUCUUACGACGGUACCCGGAGUUAUUCGCUACAAAGGGGCAAAGAUUCAGCUUUUGGAUCUCCCUGGAAUUAUUGAGGGUGCAAAGGAUGGCAAGGGCAGAGGCAGACAGGUCAUUGCAGUGGCUCGAACAUGCAACCUAAUCCUGAUAGUGCUCGAUGUGUUGAAGCCGCUUGGUCACAAGAAGCUAAUUGAACAUGAGCUAGAGGGCUUUGGGAUCCGACUUAACAAGCAGCCACCCAACAUUGGCUUUAAGAGGAAGGACAAAGGAGGCAUCAACUUCACAGCUACAUGUGCACAGUCCGAGCUGGAUGGUGAAACUGUUAAGAGUAUUCUGGCAGAGUACAAGAUCCACAACGCCGACAUCACUCUGCGCAGUGACUCCACAGCCGAUGACCUCAUUGAUGUGGUGGAGGGAAAUCGGGUCUACGUCCCGUGCAUUUAUGUGCUCAACAAGAUUGAUCAGAUCUCCAUUGAGGAGCUUGACAUCAUCUACAAGGUGCCCCACUGCGUACCCAUCUCAGCCCACCACCGCUGGAACUUUGACGACCUGCUGGAGCGGAUGUGGGACUACCUGAGGCUUGUUCGCAUCUACACCAAACCCAAAGGUCAGCUUCCCGAUUACACUUCUCCCGUUGUACUGCCCGACGGACACACUGCUGUCGAGGAUUUCUGCUUGAAGAUUCAUAAAAACCUCCUCAAAGAACUGAAGUAUGCACUAGUGUGGGGAUCAUCAGUGAAACACAACCCUCAGAAGGUGGGCAAGGACCAUGUGAUGGACGAUGAAGAUGUUAUCCAGCUGGUGAAAAAGUAAAGCCGUGUGGUCGCCUGCAUGGCUCUAGUUCAGUGGCUCCGUAAAUCACCAACCGUAUCCAUGGAAGCAUCUGUGUCACGUGAUUCAUGGCUCUUGCUGUGAUUUUAAAACAACAACAUCAAGUGUUUCCUUUAAAAAUAACCAACAAUACUUAACAUUUAUGAAUAGUUCAUAUUGAAUAUUGGUUAAGGCUUGCAAUAAAAUCUAAACAUUGAA